Nerophis lumbriciformis (worm pipefish) is the source of this 3610-nucleotide messenger RNA. RefSeq names its product TBC1 domain family member 12-like. The record is from RefSeq and is a predicted model, not a curated record. Gene Ontology annotation, molecular function: small GTPase binding; GTPase activator activity. NCBI's taxonomy places the organism in Eukaryota, Metazoa, Chordata, Actinopteri, Syngnathiformes, Syngnathidae. Gene Ontology annotation, biological process: regulation of GTPase activity.
UUCAAAAUGGCGGACGGCGUCUCAGAAGCCGCUGUGUCGGACAGAUGAACACAACAAUCCUCGCAGACAACAACACCAGCCUUCGGCGCGCAGGAUGUCGGCUCACCGCGGACGCCCGACAUUAACGCCCUGAGCCGGGCGUGUGGCAGUCAGCGCUACCGGUGUCCGCGGCUAAGAUGCUAGCUCCCUCGGCCAAGAAGAAGAACAAAACCCGCCGCCGCUGCUGCGCUGCUGGGCCGAAGGAGCAGGGUCGCGCUGGCCGGCGGGCCUGAGGCUUAUGGCGGCGACGAGGGAGCGCGGAGGCCGCUUGGUCGUCGACGUGAACGAGAACGAAGAAGACGAAGCGCGACGACUCAAAUGCGCCCUGGCACUCCGACAAGGAGGUGACGUCAGCGCGGGUCAUGAUGCUGAGGUCGACCACGACGGUACCGGCGCCGACGGAAGGUCACCUGAGCACCGCCUCACCUGCCUGAACGGAACCACUGAGUCAUGGCGUGACGAGGAAGGAGGAGGCGGGCCCGGCGUCGCCGCUUCCUGUCCGGCUGUGACACCGGCGACGUCGCGGCACGCUGGGAAGAACCGGGCGAGCCCGGCUGGGGAGGAGGAUACGGACGGGUUCGGUGGGCCCCCAUGUUUGGGAACAAAGUCUCAAGCAAGCAUGCCUAACGGGGAUGCGGAUCACUGUGGUCCUCACACAGACCUAUGUGGUCCUCACGCAGACCUUUGUGGUCCUCUAGCAGACCAUUGUGGUCCUCUAGCAGACCAUUGUGGUCCUCUAGCAGACCAUUGUGGUCCUCUCGCAGACCAUUGUGGUCCUCUCGCAGACCAUUGUGGUCCUCUCGCAGACCAUUGUGGUCCUCUCGCAGACCAUUGUGGUCCUCAAGCAGACCAUUGUGGUCCUCUAGCAGACCUUUGUGGUCCUCUAGCAGACCAUUGUGGUCCUCUAGCAGACCAUUGUGGUCCUCUAGCAGACCAUUGUGGUCCUCUAGCAGGCCAUUGUGGUCCUCUAGCAGACCAUUGUGGUCCUCUAGCAGACCAUUGUGGUCCUCGCGCAGACCUUUGUGGUGCUCGCGCAGACCUUUGUGGUCCUCUAGCAGACCAUUGUGGUCCUCUAGCAGACCUUUGUGGUCCUCGUGCAGACCACAAAGAACCGAGACAAGUCAACGGGGGCUUCCAUGCUUACGAAGAAGCCCAGUCCGGUGUUUGGAGCUCAGGUGACUGCAGCGGGGGUUCGGCCGGCCCGCCCGCCUCUGUGGACUCGCCGGGGGCCGGACCGCCUUCCCCCGCCCCGUCCGCCGCCUCGGGACUGAGCGAGGACAGCUCGCCGUCCGAGCAGGACUGUUCCGGGCCCGGUUUGGUCGGCCGGCCUCGUAGUCUGAGGACCGAGCCGAACCUCGCCGUGUCCCUCAGCUGUGACGCCACCCCGCUGUCCCCCGCCGACGACGGGGGGUUCGGUUUCGGGGACCAGGGCGACUUUCGGAACACUUUUGAGACGGGCCGCCGGCAAAGUGCACCGGACCAGCUACCGGUUCUCAACACGCAGCUGGACUGCUCUGAGUCCAAACUGAUGCCCAAGAGGUUCGGAAUAGCUGAUUUCUUCACCAGGAGCCUGUUUUCGAAGAGAGCCAAAGACUCCAAGGCGUCGGCCCACAAUGCAUCAGGCAGGCGAGCGUUUAACAAGCCCAGGGAGGAGGACGCCGCCAAAGACUCCGCCCCCUCCUCCACAGAGCAGCUGUCUCCUCAGCGCCCUCUAGCUGCCGGUAGGAAGAAGAACCUGGAGUUUGAGCCACUCUCCACCACAGCACUCAUCCUGGAGGACCGGCCGCCGAACCUUCCUGCCAAGUCUGUGGAGGAAACGCAGAGACACAAACUGGAGUAUGAGGAGAUGGUGGCCGGCGCCAAGAGGAGAGAGCUGAAGGAGGCGCAGAAGAAGAAGCGUCAGAUGAAGGAGCGACAUCGCCACGAGGACAGCAUCUCCAACGCCAUGGUGGUCUGGAACACCCAGAUCCUCCCCCACUGGGACACAAUGAAGGGUACGCGGCGUGUCAGGGAUCUGUGGUGGCAGGGGCUUCCUCCCAGCGUGCGAGGUCGGGUGUGGAGCCUCGCCAUCGGCAACGAGCUCAACAUCACAGCAGAACUCUACGACAUCUUCCUGUGUCGCGCCAAGGAGAAGUGGAGGAGCUACAGCGAGACCAGCUCCGUCAACGACAGUGAGAGCGACGGGGGGGCCUCACUGGCCGACAGAGAGUCCAGUCUAGACCUCAUCAAGCUGGACAUUUCCAGAACCUUCCCGUCGCUCUUCAUCUUUCAGAAGGGCGGUCCCUAUCACGACCUCCUCCACAGCGUGCUGGGAGCGUACACCUGCUACAGACCUGACAUCGGAUACGUGCAAGGAAUGUCCUUCAUCGCUGCCGUGCUCAUCCUCAACCUGGAGGAGGCCGAGGCCUUCAUCACCUUCGCCAACUUGCUGAAUAAACCUUGUCAGAUGGCCUUCUUCAGAGUGGACCACGAGCUGAUGUUGAAAUAUUUUGCCGUCUUCGAGGUGUUCUUCGAGGAGAACCUGCCUCGUCUCUUCAGCCACUUCCAGACCAACAAGUUGACCCCUGACCUCUACCUGAUCGACUGGAUCUUCACGCUGUACAGCAAGUCCCUCCCGCUGGACGUGGCGUGCCGCGUCUGGGACGUCUUCUGCCGGGACGGCGAGGAGAGCUUGUUCAGGACGGGUUUGGGCAUCCUGCGACUGUUCGAGGACGUGCUGCUGCAGAUGGACUUUAUCCACAUCGCCCAGUUCCUCAGCCGCCUGCCCGAAGACCUGCAGGCCCACACGCUCUUCGCCGCCAUGGCCAGCACGCACAUGAUCAGCAGGAACCGCCGCUGGGCUCAGGUCUUUUCUUCGCCGCCGCCGAGGAACCGGAGCAAAGACGGCGAGAAGAACGGGAGCCCCGCCCUGAGAAGCUGAACGCGGCAGGAAGUGGUGGCGCGACGUCCUUCCUCCCGGUGGGUCACGGACCUUCUUUGUGGUGCUCAGACAUUCUUUUUUUCCUUAGCGUCCGCUAGCUGCAGCUCAGCCAGGACAGGAGGAAGGUUGCAAAGCAGCAUUAUGACUAACAUGUGAUUGUACAGCUGUGCUCUUUUCUUACCAGGGUGGCCAGCAAACAUGUCAAUAAAAGGUCAGCAAAGUGACGGGUCAACUAACAAAAUGUCUUGUUACUAACCUCAUGCUUUUAUUUCUUAUUUCUCCUUCCUGUCGUGCGCUCUCCCCACUGCUGUGCACAGCCGCCACCACUAGAGGGCGACCAAGUCAACGUUUGGACUUUUUGAACUUUUAAGGGACAUUUUUUAAGGAUGAAGGUCAUCAUGCAGCUCCAUAGAGGCAAGUAAUAGAUUACAGUUACUUUUGUAACAGUAUUGUUUACCUUGGAGUGUGCCGACCUUUCACUUCCUGUCCGUGCCGGGCGGUCAUUUUUCAAAAUAAAAGCGUCCGCGGCGUCUGAACGUGUCCUUAUGGUGGGCGUGUGGGCGUGCGUCUCCACGGCGACGGGAGAGCUGAGGUAUUUUGCCUCCGACCGAGUAUUUGGCAAGCAGUCUGGGGUCUUUCCUGUGGGGGCGG